This is a messenger RNA of Homalodisca vitripennis (glassy-winged sharpshooter), 497 nucleotides long. Its product is annotated as zinc metalloproteinase nas-4-like. The record is from RefSeq and is a predicted model, not a curated record. The annotation marks the transcript as partial. NCBI's taxonomy places the organism in Eukaryota, Metazoa, Arthropoda, Insecta, Hemiptera, Cicadellidae. Gene Ontology annotation, biological process: proteolysis. Gene Ontology annotation, molecular function: zinc ion binding; metalloendopeptidase activity. The transcript has 3 exons.
GACCAAGGCUGUUACGCUAUGAUCGGAUAUCGGCCUAAGCUGGGCAAGCCGCUCCCUGUGAACUUGCAAUCUCCGGAGUGUCUGAGGCAUCAAGGCACAAUACAACACGAACUUCUCCAUGUGCUAGGGCUGAUGCAUGAACAGGCCAGGCCUGACCGGGAUACGUACGUCAAGAUACUCUGGGACAAUGUGGAACCUCAAUACAAAAAUGACUUUGGAAAAGCGAGAAAGACUGAAGUGACAACAUUUGAUGUUCCAUACGACUACCGGAGUGUUAUGCACUAUCCGAAGUACGCGUUUUCAAAAAACGGGAAGGACACCAUCGUGGCUGUUUCCCGGGGGAGUGGACUGUUGGGACUGUUACAGGGACAACGGGACGACCCCAGUAUAGACAUGGGACAGCGGGAAGCAGCCACAGAUGGGGAUCUGGAGAAGAUCCGCAGAAUGUACAAAUGUCCCACUACUGGGGGUUCCAAUUAAACAAAUGAUACAUCGCA